Osmerus eperlanus (European smelt) is the source of this 872-nucleotide messenger RNA. RefSeq names its product M-phase phosphoprotein 6 (gene mphosph6). The record is from RefSeq and is a predicted model, not a curated record. The coding region runs from base 144 to 644 and encodes 166 amino acids. Gene Ontology annotation, biological process: maturation of 5.8S rRNA. The transcript has 5 exons. Lineage: Eukaryota; Metazoa; Chordata; Actinopteri; Osmeriformes; Osmeridae.
ACGUGACGGCAUUGAAAGUGAGCUCGUGGCAACAAACACCCAUGAGUACAUUAUCCACUUGUCGCUCGUUUUUUUUGCAGUUUUACAACAAUAAUAAAACUUCAAGACUUCGCUAACCUAUAGUUAGCUAAGCCCAAAUAGCAAUGACGAGUGACGCAUCGAAACUGUCCAAAAACCUCUUACGCAUGAAGUUCAUGCAAAGAGGUCUGGAUGCCGAUACCAAGAAGCAACUGGAGGAGGAGGAGAGGAGGAUCAUCAGUGACGAGCACUGGUAUCUCGACCUCCCGGAACUCAAAGCUAAAGAGAACGUCAUCAUUGAGGAGAACAGUUUUGUUCCUUGUGAAGAUUUGAAGUAUGGACGAAUGUCAUUCAAAGGAUUCAAUCCAGAAGUUGAGAAACUAAUGGUGUUGAUGAACACUCUGAAUGAGGAAGAGGUGGAGGAGGAAGAGGAAAUUAGUCGAAUGGAGACUGAUGUCACAGAUGAGGAAAUGGCAAGAAGAUAUGAAAGCUUGGUUGCAAGCAUGAAGAAAAAGUUUGUUAAAAAGCGGGAGAGGCCCGCAAUGGAGAAGCAGGACGAGGAGGAUGCUAACCACAAUGUUGAGCAGACUAAAACAAAAAGGGCCUUUUUGAAACCUCAGGACUGAAAAUACUUUGUUCGGUUACAACCGGAUUUUCACAGUCAACCACAGCUUUCGUAGUUGUGACAGAUAUAAUAGGAAAAUUUGAUAUUUUUAUGGAUGUUAUACAUCAUUUUUUAUAUAAAACUUCUUCAAGAUGCCAGAAUAUGCAACGUGCAUUGUAUUUAUUUGAGCAGUAUAGCAACCUUGUAACAUGAACACAAGUGUGAUUCCCAAUAAAGACACUGCCCAGUU